AUGUCUCCUUACCAACUUGUAUAUGGGAAGUCAUGUCAUUUGCAUGUAGAGAUAGAGCAUAAAGCAAUAUGGGUGCUAAAGAAGUUGAAUUUGGAUUGGGGUGCCGCAUCGAGUCAAAGAUUGAAUGACCUGAAUGAGCUUGAUGAGUUUCUCCUAAAAGCAUAUGAGAGUUCAGCCAUAUACAAGGAGAAGAUGAAGAAGUACCAUGAUGAGAAGAUAGAAAAACGUGAAUUUGUUGCGGGGGAUCUGGUGCUCUUAUUCAACUCAAGGUUGCACUUGUUUCCUGGCAAGCUCAAGUCCAAGUGGACUGGGCCAUUCAGAGUCACUCAGGUAUUUCCACAUGGAGCGAUUGAGCUCGAGAACAAGGAAGGGACUAGGUUCAAAGUGAAUGGGCAGAGGAUCAAAGUCUACUUGGGGAAAUAUGAGAUUGUGCAAGAAGCGAUUGAGGCCUACUAUCUUGAUGAAGUCUGA
Molecule: messenger RNA, 471 nt
Organism: Solanum verrucosum
Lineage: Eukaryota; Viridiplantae; Streptophyta; Magnoliopsida; Solanales; Solanaceae
Exons: 1
Coding region: 1-471 (156 amino acids)
Source: RefSeq, a predicted model, not a curated record